AAGCAUCCUGAGAGGAGUGCGUUCCCAUGAGGAUUUAUCUCUAUACCAGAGACUAUUUGUUCUAGUGUCCUGGAACAUUCACAACUGAAAAAAAUGUUGUUUACUGCUAAAAUAAACCAUGCUUUUGUGUUUGUCCUCAGAGUCAUUCCAGAGUCAUUCCCUCAGAGCACAACCUGUGGUAUGAAUGACACACAGUGGGCUGUAUGAUGUCCAUAACUGCUCAUCUGCCUGAACGGUUACGCUUUACCUGUUGACUUGUAUUGUCAUUUAAUCUUUGAUUUAUCUUGUGAUUUUAACAGACUGGUGGGAUCUUGUUUCCUUAGAGUAGAGAGAAGCUGGUGAUUAUAAAAAAAAGCCCAAGGCUAUAGUUGACAUAUAAUGUGGAUUUUUUUUUUUUUUUGAUUAUGUAACAGAUUUAUGUCAUGGUUUAUGCACUUGCUGGAAUCUUUGGCUGACAGACUUUUUAAUGAGCUUCUGUAGUAACAUAUUGGAAUAUACCACUGAGUGUGAAAGGACAAUGGUUGGCCUUUACAACACAUUAAUGGUCUGCUGGAAUGUGUCCAUCUCAGAGGGAAUGAGGUACAACAUCAUGCUUCUUUCUUGCUGUUCUGACAGUGCUUCUCUGUAAUAAAAGAAAAAAAACCAACCAAAAAAUAGGGGGCUGGGGGAGAUGGAGUUUGUGAAACCUUGUAUUUGUCUAGUGAACAGAAACAAAGCGAACAAGGAUCCAGUGAUGGGAGAGGUGUCAGGUCCCGGGCCAAAGCUGCAAUCGCCUCUUGCGUGAUUACCUCAUUUAGCGGCAGAGUGACAGAGUGUCAGAUGUGGUCACAGCGGGGUGAAAGUCUGCUCCAACGGGACACACAGAUUAUGACGGAAGCCUCCGUCUGAAGCUUGCGCUGCCCAGUUUGCCCCUCAGGUUCAGCAGCUCAACUGUUUGGCAAAAACAACCCUGUUAGGAGUACAGGCUCGGUAAAUGGAUAUCUACCCUGAGUCUCGCUCCACCAAGCCAGACCACUGAAUUAUUAAAAAAGAGCUGAGUCCUUCAGUUUCAAGUUGGAGCUAGCUAGUGUGCACAAACACACACACACACACGUGAAUAGACACACUGCAACUAGACCACUGACAAAACCCUGUUGUUUGUUGAAUGUUGUUUGUCCUGUCUUUAGUUUACUGCUAGAAUCCCACAGUGCACAUGCAUAAGGAAGCAGAUUACAUCUGAUAGCAGAUGAUGGGAUCUUUCACCUGCAUUGUGGACCUUGUAACUCAGUCUACCUGCUAUAAGUUGCUCCACCUUAAAGAGACUCAGUGCCAAAGCAAGCCUGUCAGCACGUCAGAUUUCAGCUUUUGCACUAUUUGUCUUCACUGGCAAGAAGUGCAGACAAACUGGAAAUCCUGGUUUUAUUUGAGCAGGUAUAGUGUGCAAGUGCGACGCUGGGAUUUGAGGACUGUGCUUCACUCCUCUGUGACUGUUGUCGGCUCUGCAGUUUGAACAACCAUCCAACCAGAUAUUUGAAUGCUGGCUGGUUUAUCUGUGAACAUGCUACAUCUCCUGCUUUGAAUAAUUUGAACAUCUGUCAGUCUCAACCUUUACAUGCAGAAUUGAUGUGUGAGAGAAAAGUCGAGCAGGACUGUAUGGUGUAGAGUAAUGACUCUGAAACACUUCCAGAGCUCCUCAACCAGAAUGACCCUUUGUGGGCCUUUGCACUCACGCAUAAAAACACACUCACAAAAGCAGAAGGAGGCAUGGCAGAGAUAAAGUUAGGAGGGGGUGUCAUGGGCUCACUGUCUGGGAGGUGGAGGUGACAAACUAUUUGUGUUCCCCUUUGGUUAACCCUGCACUGUGAAAUAUCACCUUAUCACAACAAUGGCGCUGCUUCUCUUGAAGGAGGUGCCCCGAUGUGACAAGCCAGGAGCAGGGCGCCCUUUUUGAACAGGGCCCGAAAUGCGGUUGCCAUGGUGAUGCCUGUCAACCGGGAAGUCCUCCACGGAGGCAGGCAGAGCGAGGACUGGGAGGGAGAGAGAGAGAGAGAGAGAGAAGGGGAGAGAUUGUGUGUCCUGGUCAGUUUGGUCAGAGUGUGUGAGAGAAAGCAGGGAGGAAGUGCAGCGUGGUUUACGUGCAGGACGACAGAAGGAGGUGUGAACUUGCUUGUUGGUGCCACUUUUAAGUUGAUUAGGAGCUCCGCUUUCAGUCACUGACCUUCUCCAUCAUCCAGCCCCUCAAGUCCAGCUUGUUAACGGCACUGAAUGACUGGGAAAAGUGAGGCAGCGAUAUACUUUUGAUGCUGAGCACAAGAUUUUGAUAAUCUGUCACACAAGGACCCAAACAGAUGCAGUCUCAGCAAAGUGCGGAAGUGGCUGGCGACCAGAAUGGCUCCAGGAUUAUCUUCUCCAGGGAGCCUGGAGGUUCCUCUGGUCAGCAGAUCUUAACUUCUCCAGAGUUGACCCAUGAGGUGAUCAUCUCUCCUGGACUCCCUACACCUCCUCUGAGCCCUUUUCGUUCUGCAGGGUUGCCAUUUGGAGAGUUCAAGGUAUCAGAAGUGAAUGGAAGUGGACCAACGACGCUCAGCUUUGGAUCUUACUAUGGCCCCCCACAAACACACGGUGGUCUGUCCAAUGGCGUUCAGAGCUCUGCCACCUUACCACGCAGCUGGGCUCCCAACAGGGAGGAGAGGUUUAUCAAGUUCUCAGGAAUCGGUCCAGUGGAUGAGACCGGGAUGCCCAUCGCCUCCAGAUCAAGUGUGAACAAGCCCAGAGACUGGUACAAGAGCAUGUUCAGGCAGAUUCACAGGAAGCCAGAGGAAUCUGAGCAGGAGGAUUUAGAGCAGUGGUCCGCUGAACGGCUCCAGUCAUCUGCCAACACUGGAGAAAGCAAUGAAGCAGACAAGAAUCUCUUCAGACUAACCCCUUAUGGAGCUCUGCCAGACUGGAGUCAGGAUGUAGAUAAGCUGUCAGACCCGGGAAAGCAGCACUCUCAACCGAAGAGCAUAUUCGACUUUGAGCCUGGAAAGAGCAGCACCUCAGAGAGCCGCAGCCAGGCUCAUUUAUCCCCGAAGAAACAGCCUGAGAAACCAAAGUCCCCUUCCAUUGAGGCCAGUCUGGUCUCCGAGCUGAGUCGAUUUGAGGCCGAGUUGGACUCGGAGAUCCAGGGCCUGGAGAGGAGACUUUCCCAGAAGAAGCAGCAUCGAGGCCGGGGUGAGGAGGCCAGAGGCCGAGAUCGAGCAACUGCUCCAAAGAGUACAGCAACUACGAACUACAGCAAUUCAUCAGCGUCAAGGCAGCCUGUCCUUCGCUCUGCUGGCCCAUCAUCGACCUCUGCAGCCACAUAUGUAGAACGUCUUUCCCCUGCAAAUGAAACCAUGGCGCUCCCACCUAAGAAAGAGGAGAAAAAGAUGAAAGCAGCGCGAGCCAAAUUCAAUUUCCAGGCUCAGUCACCCAAGGAGCUCACGCUGCAGAAAGGCGACAUUGUUUACAUCCACAGGCAGGUCGAUGCCAACUGGUUUGAAGGAGAACAUCACGGAAGAGCAGGCAUUUUCCCCACGUCUUAUGUGGAGAUUUUGCCUCCCACAGAGAAGCCGACUCCUAUCAAGUCUCCCACUUUACAGGUGUUGGAGUACGGGGAAGCUGUGGCGCUGUUUAACUUCAACGCUGAUCUGCCUGUUGAACUUUCUUUUCGUAAAGGUGAGGUGAUCGAUAUAACCCGACGUGUUGACGAUAAGUGGUUAGAGGGGAGGAUCUCAGGGACCAACCGGAGUGGCAUCUUCCCGGCCAGUUAUGUCCAGGUCAACAAGAUGCCCCGUACCAAAUACUCAACGGACAACUACUCUUCUGGCCCCAUGUCUCCCAUCUCCCCUGGACCUCAGAGUCCAGGACGUCCACUCCACUCACCCUGCCCGCGGUCACCAUUAUCCCCUUUCACCCCCACAUCCCUCAGUCCCAAACCUGAGCACUCCCCCCUGAAGCCGUCCUCACCCGUACCUUAUGGCAGCCCAGCUUCACAGUCACGCUCCCCCACCCAGACACCCGUACCCAAAGAAAUGGCCAAUCAGUGGCCCCACAGCCCCACCAAAACCACUUCACCCACCAACCAGAACAACCACUGGGCUGGGACACACUCAGCUGACCAGAGCUUCACGGCUAGAGCUGUUUCACCCUCCACUCAGUCAUCAGCGUCCGCUCUCAAAGCAGGAACUCCCACAGCGAGCACUCCCAGAUACACUGACCCCCCACAGGGUGCAAUACCAAACCAGGCUGCACCAGCUAAUCCACAUGUGAACUCCAAGCCACAAACAAAAUUGCAAAACAACUUUGGGUCAAUAAUGGCACAACGUCAGCCAUACAAAGCUGUUUAUAACUACAAACCCCAGAAUUCAGAUGAGUUGGAGCUCAGAGAAGGAGACAUUGUACAAGUGAUGGAGAAAUGUGAUGAUGGCUGGUUUGUAGGUACGUCAGAACGGACUCGUGCUUUUGGGACUUUUCCCGGGAAUUACGUGGCACCAGUUUGACCUCCCCCACUUCCUGCUUGCCCACAUCCACCUGGACUCACAAGAGCUGAACCAAUCACUCACACUCACUCCAGCAGAUCGUGCUUUGACACCACAGCGUUUCUUUAUCCCACUCACCCACCACACUCUUACAUCUGGUUUAGUCAGACCUGCAUGUUCUUGCUGUUUUCCAGAACAGAGGUGAAGGCAGAGUCACUGAGUGGUUUCUCACCUCACCUCCCUGCAUGCCUGCAUAUGCGUUUCUCCAAGACUCGAGUGUUUCCACACACACACACACACACACACCACUUGAGAGGAAAGACUGAAUGCUGAUGAUACUGUUUCAGAUGCAAAGAAUGGACUUUUUUGUUCCACAACUAUUUGCAGCUGCAGGAUAUUUGCAUUCCUUCCCACUGAACAGCUGAGCAGUUCCCUCUGAGGUCCUGAUACAGUAUGAUGCUGCAUUCAGCUUUUUGUCACCAUCACAAACCACCACAGAGAAUUUUUUUUUUUUUCUUAGGAUGGCACAUUUUUCUGGUAUUUCGAUGGAUUAAUGUUUCCUUCACAUAUCUUCCUCAGAUUUUCUUUCAGAUCUCUGAAAAAAUCCCUGGCCGUGUUUGAGGAAACAACACCGACAUCUGUAGAUACGUGCUUACAGUAAAGCGCAGUCAGGGCUCAGAUGUGUCAAGCUUACAGCCCUUCACUUGGUUAUGCAGAAGACCCAAUGUAAUCAAUGCAUGUACUGGUUUCUUGAGCAAGUUGAUCAAUUUUACUAAAGCCAUGGAGUGGGAUGCUAAAGGUGACAGUGAAGAGACUGAUCAGAUUCUGCCUUGUUCUUUAACAGAACUUGUUAUGGUCUGAGAUUAAAUUCCAGUCCAUAAUCCUGAAUUAGAUCAACUCGGGGUUGAAACAAGACAAUUCAGCUUAAACUUUAGUGAUCUUUAAAUUUUUUGCUGUUCGUGCCAAAUCUAACCUCUCAUGACUUUUCUCUUUUAAAUUCCCCACUCAACAAUCCCAGCUUACUUCAUUUCUGCUCCGUGUGUGUGUCACUUUGACAGUAUUUCCAAAACCACUAACUGUAUGUUUGUAUCAGUGCAACCUUUGACAAAUGUGGCCUUUCUAAGCCUAAUGAGAAAUUCUUAUCAUGAAGUCAUUUUGCAAAUGUAUGUGACAUAUUCAUGAUUUCACUGUAAAAAUUAGUCCUAUUUAGUAGCCACAGGAGAUGAUUGUACAGAUUGUAACCUUUUAUCAAAUUGAAAGUAUAAUAUAUAUUUGCUUGUAUGGUACGCAAUUUUUUAAAAAGUAAUUAAACGUUACAGAGUGACACAGA
Scatophagus argus is the source of this 5811-nucleotide messenger RNA. It is a transcript of the gene sorbs3, whose product is annotated as sorbin and SH3 domain containing 3. The coding region runs from base 2328 to 4502 and encodes 724 amino acids. The record is from RefSeq and is a predicted model, not a curated record. Gene Ontology annotation, molecular function: protein binding. NCBI's taxonomy places the organism in Eukaryota, Metazoa, Chordata, Actinopteri, Scatophagidae. The transcript has 22 exons.